Molecule: messenger RNA, 752 nt
Organism: Chaetura pelagica (chimney swift)
Lineage: Eukaryota; Metazoa; Chordata; Aves; Apodiformes; Apodidae
Product: cytochrome b reductase 1
Exons: 4
Coding region: 1-717 (238 amino acids)
Cellular component (GO): lysosomal membrane
Molecular function (GO): oxidoreductase activity
Source: RefSeq, a predicted model, not a curated record
AUGGAGCUUAGGCAAGACUUCAUGGAUGUAGGCAUUAGCCUUUAUUGGUCAACUAUUAUUGUGUACAGACUGCCCUGGACCUGGAAGUGCAGCAAACUCCUAAUGAAGUUCAUACAUGCUGGAUUAAAUACCAUAGCAAUGAUUCUUGCAAUUGUUUCUAUGGUAGCCGUGUUUGAUUACCACAAUGCCAGGAACAUUCCUAACAUGUACAGUCUGCACAGCUGGAUUGGGCUGGCUGCUGUUAUAUUUUAUGCUCUCCAGCUUUUCUUCGGUUUCGCUGUCUUUCUGCUGCCUUUUGCUCCCGUUCCUCUCCGAGCAGCUCUCCUGCCGAUACAUGUUUAUUCAGGUCUUACCAUCUUUGCAACAGUGAUUGCAACAGCUCUCAUGGGAAUCACAGAAAAGCUAAUAUUUUCAUUGAAAAAUCCUGCAUACAGUACAUCCCCACCAGAGGCAGUUUUUGUCAACUGCCUUGGUCUUUUGCUCAUCGUGUUUGGUGCACUUGUUUUGUGGAUGGCAAGCAGGGCCCAUUGGAAGCGCCCCCCAGAAGAGAAUGCAAAAGUUCUGCUGCCUGUUGGAGGGACUCCUGAAGGCACAGAAGAAGAAUCCACCAUGACAGAUGGUAAUAAUGCAGAUAAAUCUGAUCUGAGGAUCAAUAGUGAAGUAGCCAGAAAACAAAACCUCAAACUUGAUGAGGCUGGCCAACGAUCAACUAUGUAAAGAAAAUACACAGAAUAAAAAUACUAUUACACUGC